Messenger RNA from Cyphomyrmex costatus, 742 nucleotides. RefSeq lists its product as uncharacterized. NCBI's taxonomy places the organism in Eukaryota, Metazoa, Arthropoda, Insecta, Hymenoptera, Formicidae. The coding region runs from base 93 to 623 and encodes 176 amino acids. The transcript is spliced from 5 exons. The record is from RefSeq and is a predicted model, not a curated record.
CACGUAAUAUGAGCACUCCAACAAGUUGUAGGAUGAUUAUUGUAUAGAAUAUGAAUUAAAAGAAGUUUCUAUAUUUCUAAACGUAUUUAAUCAUGGAAGAUAGCGGUAUUGAUAGUGAUCCCAAAGCUGUUAAUCACGUUGAGGACGAAAGACUCUUCUUGGGUAGUGAUAGUAGUUGUAGCAGUAAUAAUACACAGGUUACUCAACGCAAUACAACGAAACAGCUGCAAAAGAAACUUGAGAUACGCAUUGAACAGGCAAAACGAAUUCAACGCAAUUCAGAUUACAUAAAACUUCCAAAACAUGACAAUGAAAAUGCAAGCAGUUCUGCUGGAUUGAUAUCAAUACAAAGAUUGCCUAUACCACGUAAAAAUAAAGAGCACCUACCUUUAGUUGAAUAUUGGCACAGUGAAAGUGAAAGUGAGGAUGAAAUGACUCUCUUUCCGGUGAAAUCGAAGGAUUCCUCAAAGCACAAACAAGAUCUCACAGAUACGUUCAGCAUUGGAGAAUUAAGCGACGAAAGCGAGGACUCUUUAAACCUAGACCCAGCGCAACCACCACGUCCCUUCAUACGAACUUAUGUACCUACUGGGUGUUUUGCUUGCCAUUGUCAUAUAUUAUAACGUAAUAUAGUUUGCAUACAGAAUUGAUCUCAUUCAAACUAAUUGCUUAUUAUUUAAGUAUACGUAUGUCAUUGAAAGCAUAUUAAGAUAUUACAUUUUUGAUAAGUGGUUAUGUUUCC